AUGAUGGAAGCGCCAUCUUCAGACUUCAACUUCUCGUUUAGCUCACAAUCCGAAGUGGUAUUGACCCCUUCAUCUUCAUCUCGAGGCAGUCAUGAAGGAGGUUCUGCGCUCAAUCCACAAACCCCGAGAUCGAUUCCUCUCUUCCAAGCUUUGAGCCUCAACGAUUCCCCAGGCUCGAUGCUUUCACCUCAAGCUCGGUCAUCAAACACGUUGCUAAGCCCGGGUAGCUCGAAUGCCACUUAUGCCCAGCAGCAUAAUGCUUCCCCAAGUCCGAGUCCAAGGCCUGCGCCAGUGCCUUCAUCUCAUGGUGGCCGACAGGCUGAGAGGAGUCGCUCGAUAUUUUUUACUCCAACCCGAGCAACUCCGCGAAUCCCGGGUGCUUUUCCUGAGUCGAGUGUCGGCGAGGAAGCUUGCCCUUCCGGAAGAAAUGCUGCAGAAAAUGAGGAAGACUCAGACAGUGAUGAAAUGCCCGACGCCAGAACUGGCGAUCUCCGUGAAGAGGAACUUCCUCCUGCCCCGGUUUAUAAAAGUCGACUUCAGGAUGGCCUGAAGGAUGUUAAACGCGAACUGGGCAUUCUUGCCGAGAUGAUGGGAAUCUCUCGGUUGAGCGAAGAGCAUUCUUCAGAUCUACAUGCCUUAUGUAGGGAUACCAAGAAAAUGAGCAUGUUUAAGUACCCAGAAACUCGGACGGUGGGUUUUAUCGGCGACUCUGGUGUUGGGAAAAGUUCUUUGAUAAACUCGUUGCUUGAUCAGCGGAGCCUAUCACGCUCAAGCAGCGGAGGCACAGCUUGUACCUGCGUGGUGACUGAAUUUCGACAUGUUGAUGAAGAUCACACCGGACCGUUCACGGUUGAAGCACAGUUUAUGACCUCGGAAGAAAUGAAAGAGCUACUGAACGAACUUCUUACAAUGUUCCGUCAAUUUAAUGUCAAUCGAUUCUUCCGAGACCUGCAAUCGCAAGAGGAACAGCAAAAGUGUCGAGAUGAGGCUGUGAGGGCCUGGGAAACUUUUGAAUCUUUGUUCAACAGCCAACCGGCGUUGACGAUGGAGCACCUUUCCGAGGAUUAUGACGGGGCUCAUUCAGCUAUUCUCGCGCAGUUGGAACGGUGGGCCUCUGCUGGCCUAGCAUGGCGACCAGGUGGACUCGAUGCGCUUGGGUAUUCUGCGAUUGCAGGUGAUAUUGAGGAUUGUAGAGUCAUUCUCGAUAUGCUAACUGCCAGUAACAUUGAUAAUGGCAAACCUGCAAUUUGGCCAUUCAUCAAGCUGAUCAGGGUAUAUCUCAAAUCACCGAUUCUGAAGAACGGCCUGGUGCUCGCUGAUCUACCUGGCUUCAGUGAUCUGAACUUCGCCAGAGUUCGAGCUACUGAGCGGUAUCUUUCUCAUAGCUGUGAUGAAGUCUUCGUCGUGGCGGACAUUGCCCGCGCCUGUACAAACGCGUCAGUUCAAGACAUUUUGCGAAGAUGCAAACCAGAUCAGCCAAAAAGGAUCAUCUGCACGAAAUCGGAGGACAUUUCACCUGAAGAAUCUGCCCGUGGUGAUAAUUCGCAUGCUCUUCGGGUCAAAGAGAUGAAUAAAGAAAUUCAGGCUGUCCGAAAAAAGGCUGAAUCAACCGAGUCCAAGGCACGGAAAGUGUCGUCCACAAGACGAUCGGAACUGGCAGACCAAUCAUUGAUGCUACGUGAUAAGGAAAAGGAGUUGAAUCUCAAUUUGACAAAAUUCCUCAUCACUCAGCGAAACUCCCUGAUAUCGCAAAUUCUCAUCAAAAGACACCGCGAUGUGCAGGUGUUUUGUGUCAGUAACACACUCUACUCCGAGUACCGCUUCAGCGGAAAGAGCGAAGAAGAGGCAUACGUUGAUCUUGCGGGUAUUCGGGAGCUGCGCCGGUACUGUCACUUAGUACCCGCCGAGGCUCUUAUGCACUCAGCAUUCGUAUUCUUGAAUAUCCAUGUGCCAACACAGCUGGCCUCUCUGCGUCAGUGGACUUUAUCCGGAACAGAUUCGGUGACGGGUGGAAACGCCGCUAGGCUUCGAGAAGUUCUGGAAAAUGCACAGAAUGGUUUGAACCAGGAACUCAUUUCCAACCAGGGAUUGGCUCAUCAAGCGCGCGUGGGCUUGGCCAGUCUAUUUGAGGAACAUAUUACCAACAUGAUUCGGCAAUAUCAAACUCGCUGGACGGCCGCAAGUAUUGAGAUCAGCCAGGAAUGGACAGUAAUGGCCUGGCCAACCUAUGCUGCCUUUUGUCGUAAUUUUGGCGAUCACGCAACUAAAGCUGUGCCUAAGGGUCGCUGUUGGAAUGACGAGUUACUCCAGCCAGCAAGAGACCAGCUAAUUCUCAAUUGGGACACCUUAAGGAAUUGGCUGCAUAUGCAAGAAGGAAACAUGGCGAGAGAUGCUCGCACAAUCUUUGAUAGAUGGAGUGGGGAAAUUGGAGAAGAUGACGCAGACCUCAGAGUACAGAUCUCCGUGCAUAUACCAUGGAAACAGUGUGCUAACUCGUUCAUUAGAAACACCAUGCGAGACAUGGCUCAUGGUCAUGCCAGCUCGUACAUUUCAGGAUUGAUGCAACCUGCUUAUACCCAGAUGAACCUAGAAGGAGGGACUGGAAGUGACAAGCGCCGAAAGAAAAUCAUGAAUGACCACCUGACGCAUUCGAUGCUCUUUGCCAAGUUUUCGAAUGUUGCUGGCAGAGAAUACACAGGGGCCCUGAAUGAGUGUUUUGAUGAUCUGCAGAGAAAAGUGACCGAGGAGGUAGAGAGUAUGGCGAGAGAUUUCAAUGUGGUGAUUGCAGCCGAAGGUCAACGUUCAGAGGCGGAAGAGGCACCCGCAGUAGUAGAUGCCCUCAGAUCUCGAUUUGAGGGCACAGAGGCAAUCUUGGAAAGGGCCCAGGUGAUCGUGCAAGAACUCAAUCGGGAGACUACCCACGAUGUUGUCUAA
Messenger RNA from Penicillium atrosanguineum, 2934 nucleotides. RefSeq lists its product as uncharacterized. The transcript has 13 exons. The record is from RefSeq and is a predicted model, not a curated record. Lineage: Eukaryota; Fungi; Ascomycota; Eurotiomycetes; Eurotiales; Aspergillaceae. Bases 1 to 2934 code for a protein of 977 amino acids.